AUAGAACAGACUAUUGAGACUAAUAGUUUCACACAAUAGCAUUCCUGAAUCCACAUUAUAGUUCAUGAUCAAAUGGGUUUCAGAGAAAUUAUGAUGACAAUAACCGAUUGCAUUAAUCUUCAGAACUACGUUUAGUGAAUAUAGGUCAACCUAUUUCGCUGAAUGUAAAUGAGAUAACUGUAGUUCAUGCAUAGUAAAGCAACGUGAAAUUCUUGGUUGUAGUGCGCACUGCUGUGCUAGGAUUAUUCUAUUCCUAUUCAAUAUCUAAACAAUACAGUAGACUAUCAACGAGAAACGGCCAACAAGUCAAAAGGAUCUGAUCAUUCUCUUUACAUAGCUUAUUUCAUUCUCUGCAUACAUGUAUUUUUUGAAUAUAUAGAAUUUGGCGUACCGUCAAUAAAAUUUGAAAGCGCAAAGUAGCAGAUCCAGCUCGAUGGAAGUCGUUGAGUCAUCCGUGAUGUGGAGUGCUGUUCUCGCACGGCAAGCUAUUGAGGGCGGGGAAGCAUGCGCCAUGUCUGCUUGCUGCACUGAAGCGAAGGCAAUCGAUACCAGCUGCUCGACUUGAGCUGCGCGAAGAAUUAUGAUAUGAUAUCGACUGCACGAUUCCAGAUGGAGUAUGAUACCAGCUGCGCGAGACAUUUAUAUAGUUGAAUGAUAUCGACUGCACGAUAUGAUGUCAGAUGGAGUACGAUACCAGCUGAUCGAUUUAGGCUGCGUGAAAAAUUAUAUAGUUAUAUGAUAUCGACUGCACGAUAUCAGAUGGAGCGUUCCCAUAUCACGAGCUUGAGCGCAGCAACAGCGGGCCUAACCAAUUUGGGGAUAUUGGCUUUUGCAUAUUUUUUUUUUAGUUUGAAUGCCCGCAAUAUCAAAAAACCGGCGGCCGAAAAUUGUCCCAUUUCAGCUGCAGCUGAAAAAAAGUCGCUUGGUUCAAAAAUUACCCUUUAGAACGAUUUUUUUUGUUUUGGAAAUACUCCCCGUUAAUCAAAAAAUUUUCUAGGCUAAGUACAAACCAAAAAGAAAUUACGUUACAAUGUAGUGCGUUUUUCGUUUGAAUUUGUGUCGUGUUGAAGUAUGCGCGUAACUCGAGUUAUUUUUAGUGUCGCUUUAGUAUGGCUAAAGCCGAACGACGAUCAUCGUCACGACGAUCUUGUGAAUAUAAAUAUCUAUACAUUAUAGAAUAGCUUAUCAUGAGGCUCUAACAUGUGAAUAAAGGAGUAUCACUCGAAGGGCUCUCGCCAUGAGUUUAUACAAGUGUCAAGCAAUGACAUGCCAAAGCAACCAAGAUUCACUUUUCAAAUUGUAAUCAUUUUAAUUAAAAAAAAAUAUUUUCUCACCCCCUGUCAUAGAAAUCUUGAACCAGCAUCUAGAAAAUUUCUAUUUUGCUUAGACUCAUAACAGUUAUGAUUUUUUGGAUUAGUAUGUUCGUAAAUGUAUCGAUAUCUUAAUAAUACGUAACUCUUAAAUGUAUCAUGAGAGAAGGAUAGCUAAUCUGAUGCUGGAGUUGAGGUACAAAUUGUACCGGGAGUGGAGAUAUGCUAUUAACGAGGCUGCCAGAUAGCGACGGCCAUGCGCGGGAGUCGUGCUACGGUGCUGGUAACCUCACGAGCUACGAGGACCUCACCUCGUCUCACGGACCUGAGACGCGAGCUUCCUGUUCCGAACAAAGUCCAUUCCACAGCCUGUUGGGCCUCCUUCCGAUGACAAGAAGUGUUACUGCUUCAAGCACCUGCUUGGAUGAUGUCAAGGGCUUCAUGCCGUCAGCGAGGAUGUGUCUUCCAACUCGAGAAGCGGAAAUAACUUGCAUGUGGAUUUGAAAAAUAUUUACGAGAGACAAUAAUUUGAGACGAAUCAGAUGACGCAAUGAUAUCAAAUAAGAAGAACUUACGAGCGCAACGUUCUACCCCCAAGCCAGUGCUGAUGCGAAAAAAAUGAGUCGCAUGAACGUCGAAAUAAAUAGUAAUCUAGAGUUGCCCUCGAGGCUCAAUAAACCUCGAGAUAUCUCAAUCUACGGUAGAAACGAGUCAUCCGUAAACAAAUUAGUCAGAUUUUGCUAUAACGGUUACCAGCAAAUGUCUGAAGAUUCGGUAAGAGGGCGAAGAACAAAAUUUAAUUUCUGUACCGGAACGCAAUCGAAUGAAAAGUUCAUCACUCCUUCAUCCAUAACAGUGAGAAAACACGUUAAGAAAAUCUCCGAAGACUUCACGUUAACACAGUUAAACUUUGAAAGCUCACACAAGCGUAAAUCGAACAUGAUCAAAGUAGACCCAUCACAAUUAAUAUCCCCAAGAGUUCCAAGAGGACUCAAUUUUAUGCAGGUAACAUGCAAAAAGUGUGACGACUUGGCCUCACAACCAGCGGUGCUGCCAGUAAUUCGCUCAGCAGGAAGUAUCGGCACUGCAUGUGGAACAGCUGAGAGUGUUGCCGGUGUCGACAGUCACGCAAUCACCAACUGCGUUGACGAACGCUCGUUUGUUGCGAUGACGUCUCUCUCUGACGCACUGUUGGACACGCUGAACUUGACAAUUCCAUCAAGUCUCAAUGGCGAGUCAAAAUCGUCGUUGGUCGCGAAUUCUUCGUCCUUAGAUGUAAUUAAUAGUGGCAAUGAGAUGAGAUACAGAAGCUCUUCGAGAAACCGACGUCACUCUGCAUCGAUAUCACCUCGCAUUCAACGAGUGACCCUUCAACAACUCAAGCGUGCUAGACAAUUUACGGAGAGAGCAAUCAAGGAAGGCCGAGUGUUUUCAAUUUACGGUCAUUUCCCGGCUGUGCGUGCGGCAUUGAAAUCGCGUGGUUGGGUUGAGAAGCUGUUGCAUCGCGCGCCUUAUAUCAACCCGCAUCCGGCCAACUGCGUUUGUUUUCAAGCGUCGUGUAGCAGCAACUCAAGUACCCUCAUUAGCCAGAGCAUCACCUUGUCAUCCACUGUAUGUGCUGAUCUUCAUCAAACUCCCAAAAUCUCCAUCGCGCCUUCGCGAUGUACGCUUAAUUUUGUAGAAAUAAAUCGUAAGUCGUGCAACUAUAUGCGUAAGAAGCGAAGUAUCCAAAUAAGAAACAUUGAAGAAGCCGAGUUUACUCAAAUUGACAGGAAUUCUGAGAACGAUGCUCCAUGCGAGAGCCAGACUGACGUCGACACAACAGCCGAAGAAAUUCAUGCUAGCGAACGUGAAGAUAUAUCUCCAGAUGAUUGUCCAGAAGAGAGCGAGGGUUUAGAGAGCGACAAAUCUAAAAAGAAUAGUGUAAAAUUAACCAAGUUCAAAUUCAAUCCGACUACAUUGUGCCCUCUCGAAAUUCGGUGUGGCUUUAAUAAAUAUAUAAACGGUACCAACGAGUCACCACUCUACACGUACACUAUUCCUGUUUUCGACGCAACUAAACGCACUAAACGACAGUCAGAAGCAACGAUCCCAGAGGACGAAACUGAUCACCAAGCAUUGGUCUCCGAACAUUCUAGUGAGAUGGAUGAAAAACUAGAAUCGCUUGAGGAAGAUGAACAAUCCCCGAAGUUCGUUCAUGCAGAAGAUCAAGAAUUUUUCAACGAUAAUGAAGUCCGAUAUGACCCGUUUGAUCCAUACCCCGAUCUAGAAUUCAAAGUCAACGACGUGGAUACAACUUUAGUUGGAAGACUGCUCAAAAACGUCGAGCCUAACCUGAUCUGGACUUGGACUCGCGACACUAUUUCCUACAAACACCUUACCAAAGAUCAGCUCGUGAACCGCUUUCCGAACACCGUCUUCACGACCAAAUUGUUACCAAGGCGCGUCCGCCAAGCAGUACUUCAGGUGGAUCAAUUUGUCGAGUCUUGCAGUCACGACAACCUGGAUACCCCAGUGAAGCCGCCGCUCGGGGAUGCUGAAUGGGACGGUAUUAUCAGCACUCACCACCGCGCUGUGCAUCGCAGAUGCAAAAUAAAGGCCAAUCCCCAGCAACUUGAGGCGCUGGUGCAGGAGAGCAAAGAGACCCUGCAGCGUGCAGAGCCUCACUGGCCGCAGCUCGCGCAGGACGGCAUUCGUAACGUGUGGAUCGUGAAGCCUGGCGCGCAGUCCCGAGGACGAGGCAUCCUGCUCAUGCACAGUCUCGCCGACAUACUCGCGCUCGUCCAGUCUCCCUUCAUUUAUGAGACCAAAUACGUCGUCCAGAAAUACAUGGAGCGUCCGUUUCUUAUUUACAACACAAAGUUCGACAUCAGACAGUGGUUUAUGGUGACAGAUUGGAACCCUCUCACCAUCUGGAUGUACAGGUCGAGCUACGUGCGUUUCUGUUCACAAGAAUACGACGUGAGCCGCACGGACGAGGCUGUGCAUCUCAGUAACAACGCCAUACAGUGCAAGUACAGGAACGGUCUCCGGGACCACCGUCUGCCUCACGAGAACAUGUGGGACUCCGACACCUUCAAUGCAUUCCUCGAAGAGAGCGGGUGGGGUGGAGCCUGGAAGGAUACCAUCUAUACCGGGAUGAAGGACGCUCUCGUGGCCGCCAUGCUGGCCGCGCAGGUGCAGAUGGACGCGUUCAGGAAUGGCUUCGAACUUUUCGGCGCCGACUUCAUGCUGUCGGAGGACCUCAGACCCUGGCUUAUUGAGAUAAACUCGUCGCCUUGCAUGGCGGCGACCUCUUCCGUCACCCGUCGUCUAUGCGCCCAGUGUCUUCAGGAUAUCAUUAAAGUGGUAGUUGACUACCGCGCGUGUCGCGACGCCGACACGGGAGAGUUCGAGCUCAUUUACCGCGACACACAGAAGCUGCAGACCGCCCAGCCAUAUCACUUACGAUCUAUGUUUCAGGUGACAGGAAAACAAAUUUUACGACAUCCUCCCCCUCCUCCCCUCGACAAACCAAAACGCCCCUUGAAGCCUAAAGCCGUCGCAGUACCAGUCCGUCCUUUGCGCCUCAUCAGCCUGAGCAUGGACAACCCAUAGCGCCAUGUGUCGUCCACCAGCGCCAUGUGUCGUCCACCAGCGCCAUGUGUCGUCCACCAGCGCCAUGUGUCGUCCACCAGCGCCAUGUGUCGUCCACCAGCGCCAUGUGUGGACGGGACGACGUACCAGUCAUGUCGCAGCGCGUGGUUCCAUGAAAAAACACGCAAGAGACAACGGGUACACGCUAUUUUAUCACUUUAUAUCCAGGACUUCGUUGUUGCCCGUUGAACGAAGAGCGUGUGGUUCCGAUAAUUCUAUCGACUUUAAAAUUGCAUUAAUUCAAAUUGAACCAGAGCUUUAACCGCCAUGCGAAUUUGUUGUCAAUAACACUGCUAAGUAUUCAUUUAUGAUUAUGUAAAGUACUCGCGAAUUCAAAACAAUUAAAAUUAGUAGUAAUAAUUAGAGAUCUUCAACAAGUUCCAAUCUUUUGGCUACAUCAGGACUAGGAAGCUAAAAUUAAAUUGAGUUAGAAGGAAAAUAGGUAGAAAUUAUAUGUUUUACGCUUUAUUUUGCAUUAAUAUUCGCAGUACAUAAUUCUACAAGUACCACUGGAUUGCAAAAAAAAAAGUUUUCACAACAAUUUUGCAUUUUCACGUCAUGUAGAGCAAGCAGGAAAUAUCUAACGGCUGACUAUCUAUAGCACUACCACUCCAGGUCAAGUUCGUUAAGGAAAUCCAUGUAAUUAAUGUAACCUCCCAUGACCAAUCUACGGCAAAAAUAGUUUUUAAGGACAGUUCAGAGUCAAAGUUUUGCUAAUUAUUUAUUAUAUACUUCUAACUUUAAGCUUGUAACGAGUGAUAUACUCCUAAGUCAACGCUACUGCCAGUUGUGUUCAUGUAGCUUUUCAUGGCUGAAUGCAAAUGAGCUACUCUAUUUAGUAUUUCGUGUUUCUAUUGUGCGUAAAUACCGUGAUUUUAGUGACAAGAGAAUAAUCUGUGUUAUAAUAAGCGAAACUUGCGAUUGCUAUUUAGAUCGGACACCAAUUAUGAAUAGCUCGGAGUGCAAUUUUUGUGUUUAGCAUAAAUUAAUAAAUCUUUGCAUCCAUUAA
Messenger RNA from Hyalella azteca, 5955 nucleotides. RefSeq lists its product as uncharacterized. Lineage: Eukaryota; Metazoa; Arthropoda; Malacostraca; Amphipoda; Hyalellidae. Gene Ontology annotation, biological process: cilium assembly; protein polyglycylation; cilium movement. Bases 1929 to 4907 code for a protein of 992 amino acids. Gene Ontology annotation, molecular function: protein-glycine ligase activity, initiating. Gene Ontology annotation, cellular component: cilium. The record is from RefSeq and is a predicted model, not a curated record. The transcript has 10 exons.